GUUGAGUACGUAGUGUGAACCAUGAGCCGGGGCAACGGCAGCGGCAGCGGCGGCGGCGUGAGGAGCGCGAGGCUAGAGCUGCAGCUGAACCUGUCCCCGCCGGCCCCCGCUGGGAUGGAGGUGGACGGACACGACGACAGCGACUCGUCCUCCCCCAUCUCGUGCGUGUCCUCGGACGGCCGGAGCUCGAGCGGCAGCGGCAGCAGUCCGGCCGGCAAGUCGCCGAUGGUGAUCGGCGCCUGCACGCGGUGCCUGAUGUACUGCAUGGUGGCCAAGAAGGACUACCCCACCUGCAUCAACUGCAAGCAGCCCUGCCUCGUGGACCUCCUCCACGGCGAGGCCGGCGGCAGCGUCGACGACGACAAGAAGCGCGGCAAGCGCAAGUGAAGGAGAGAAAAAAGAUCCAUCGGCGCGGCGGUGUACUGUGUGUGCCCGCCCAGUGGAUGCUCACACGGACGAUUAGCUCAGGACUGACGGCGGCGCGGAUCUCGAAGCGCGGGGCGCUGGAGUGAUUGCCGUUGGAUCAUCCACUGGACAGGGUUGAUUUCUUCAUUAUCAGCAGGCUAAUAGUAGCUUAGCUUAUCUUCAGUUAUUAACUAGGUUGGGAUGUUUAGUAGGUGGUGCCUGGUUCUCUUGUUAUGGUAGUGGUUUCAGUUGUAAUCCCCAGUUUAGCUGAAGAAAUGCAAGUGAACUUUAAUUAAGCAAAUGCAGAAACACUCUUCUUCUUC
Phragmites australis (common reed) is the source of this 728-nucleotide messenger RNA. RefSeq names its product protein GL2-INTERACTING REPRESSOR 1-like. Lineage: Eukaryota; Viridiplantae; Streptophyta; Magnoliopsida; Poales; Poaceae. The transcript has a single exon. The record is from RefSeq and is a predicted model, not a curated record. The coding region runs from base 22 to 387 and encodes 121 amino acids.